AUGCGUGAGCUUUUAGGGGUUUCCAUAUUGGUUUUACAACUGAUGUGGUGUUAUGGCGAGGAUUUCACUUUGCUUCUUCUCCUAGAGGAUUCCGCGGAACCAUCCGAAGGUGCUUACAAUUCUCAGAAAAUCAGACCGGGUAUAGACAUCGCUGUCGAGAACGUCAACAAUGACACGAGGCUAUUGCCGGGGGAUAGUAUUGAAGUCACAUGGGCUGACUCAGCGUGCAAUCGCAUAGACUCCGUCAUCGCCGUCAUGGAAGAAUACGGAAACGUGGACAUUCAUGGGUUCCUAGGCCCUGCUUGCUGGAACCCGAUGGAAAUCAUCGGCGUCAUGGCAGCCCAGUGGAACCUACCAGUUAUUUCGGGGGCAAGUGAGGACCCGGACCUCAGCAACAAAGACAUGUUCAAAACACUCACGCGGACGUACGCACCACUCGAUAAACUUGCGAUCGGGUUUUCGGCAAUGAUCGAAGACUUUGACAUACAGCUGUUUGGAUUGAUCUACGAUGACGUAACGCCAGACCCAUUUAUACUGGCAUUUGCCGUGUAUUACGCUAUAGAGUAUGACACUAACGGUACGUUCUCAAGUGAUCCCAGAGGAAUACAGGGAUACAAUCCAGGCAAACUUGAAGACGACACACUAUUGAACAUUGUAAGCGAGGUGUCCCUAGUGUCCCGCAUAAUAAUCCUGUGCGGAACACCGGAUCAUGUGCGAGGAAUGAUGUUGCACGCAUACGAUCUUGGCCUCAUCAACGGGGAGUACCUAUUCUUCGACAUGCAGCCGAACCAGGACGAAAAUGUUGAAAAUUUUCCAUGGAAACGAAACGAUGACCGAGAUGACGAUGCUCGCGUGGCAUAUCAGGCCCUGAUGACCGUGACUAUUAAAAGGCCGACGAGCGAGCAAUUUGUCCAAUUUUCGGAAGAGGUACGACUGCGGGCUCUGAGGGACUACAACUACAACUACACCGAUGAAACCGUUAAUAAUUUUGUUGGAGCCUUUCACGAUGCAGUGCUACUUUAUGCUAUUGCGUUGAACGAGACACUUAACGAGGGCAGUGAUCCUAAAGAUGGCUACAACAUCACUAGGAAGAUGUGGAAUAGGACAUUUGAAGGAAUCACUGGCAACGUUUCAAUCGAUGCAAACGGAGACAGAAAUGCAUACUACUCAAUACUUGACAUGACAGAUCCGGAAACUGGGAAAUUUGAGCCUGUCAUCAAUAUAGAAUACACUGGUGCUGUUGGCGUAGUCGAGAAGGUUGGAAUAAUUCACUGGCCUGGGGGAGCCUCUGGUCCACCAGAUGAUGUUCCAGCUUGCGGGUUUUUCAAUGAGUACUGCCCUGUCGCAGAUACCUUUCCAGUCGCCGGCAUUGUUGGAAUCGUCAUUGCCUGUCUUCUUAUCCUUGCUCUUAUUGUGGUAGUUUUCCUGUACAGGAAAUAUAAAUUGGAAAGUGAGAUAGCAAAUAUGACGUGGAAGAUUAAGUAUGAAGAUAUAACAUUCAGUCAUGUCAACAAAAGUCGUUUUCUCUCGCUGAACGUCAUGAAUAAAUCAAUGCUUCUCGAUAAUGAAGACGACAUAGCAGAACAGCAGAUUUUCGCCAAUGUCGGACAUUACAAGGGUAGUUUUGUUGCGGUAAAGAAAAUUCACAAAGAGAGAAUAGACCUGAACAGAGAUAUACUUAUUGAGUUGAAAAACAUGAGAGAGGUUGAACACGGACAUAUCGUUCGUUUCAUUGGAGCAUGCGUAGAUUCUCCCUGUAUUGCCAUAGUGACGGAGUAUUGCCCAAAAGGCAGUUUACAGGACAUACUACAGAACGAUUCGUUGCAACUGGAUUGGAUGUUCCGAUAUUCAUUAAUUAACGAUAUUGUUAAGGGUCUUCACUUCCUGCAUCAUAGUGUCAUGAAACGCCAUGGCAACCUGUCUUCUUCGAACUGUGUUGUUGACAGUCGGUUCGUAUUGAAGUUGGCCGAUUUUGGCCUCGAGAAAUUUAAAGCAAAUAGCUCAUCAAGUGACAAUGCAUUCGGGGAAUUGACAAGUGAGUGUGUUAUAUACUCUCAAAAACUAUGGGUAGCUCCAGAGGUGCUUCGGGAUCCUGCUUCCACCAAAACACAAGAAGGAGACAUCUUCAGCUUAGCUAUUAUUCUACAUGAAAUUGGAUCACGCAAUGCUCCAUAUGACGCCGAAACUGGGGAUAUGAGCGUCAAAGAGAUAAUUGAAAGAAUAAAGAAAGGGGAGUCGCCGCCCUUCCGUCCCCAAAUAGAUCGAAAUUUGUAUCCGAAUGAGGUUAGAAACCUAAUGGAGUCUUGUUGGGAGGAAAACCCGAGCCUAAGACCAAAUAUCAACGCGAUCUCAGCGACAAUAAAAAAACUUAAUAGAAGCGAAUCUCAUUCCGAUAAUAUCAUGGAUAACUUGCUACAAAGAAUGGAGCAGUAUGCAAAUAAUUUAGAAAGUCUCGUGGAACAGCGAACCGAGGCAUUUCUAGAAGAGAAGAAGAAAUCGGAGCAACUAUUAUACAGCAUACUGCCAAAUUCUGUUGCUAAGCAACUUAUUAGAGGAGAACGCGUGGAGCCUGAAAGCUUUGACUGUGUGACUGUGUAUUUCAGUGACAUUGUUGGUUUCACAGCAUUGUCGGCCGGUAGUACGCCACUCCAGGUCGUAGAUAUGCUUAACGAUUUAUACAUCUGCUUCGAUGCACUUAUAAGUAAUUUUGACGUUUACAAGGUCGAAACCAUUGGUGAUGCGUACAUGGUUGCUUCCGGUCUGCCAAUCAGAAAUGGGAACCGCCAUGCCCGGGAAGUUGCUAGAAUGUCUCUAGCUUUGUUAAAAGCUGUACUCAGUUUUAAAAUAAAACACCAACCGAACCAUCAGAUGCGUUUACGUAUUGGAAUUCAUUCAGGUCCUUGUGUAGCGGGUGUUGUUGGUCUUAAGAUGCCUCGAUACUGUCUGUUUGGUGACACGGUAAACACAGCAUCAAGAAUGGAGUCUAACGGGGAACCUCUGAAGAUUCAUCUUAGCUCAUCAACGCACGCCAUACUAGACACAUUCUAUACGUUCAAAAUGGAACUAAGAGGAGAGAUUGAGAUGAAGGGUAAAGGAAUGCAAACCACACAUUGGCUGCUAGGAGAAAACCUCGACGUCAAAGAUUCAAAUUCUUAG
Messenger RNA from Saccoglossus kowalevskii, 3156 nucleotides. RefSeq names its product atrial natriuretic peptide receptor 1-like. Gene Ontology annotation, molecular function: protein kinase activity; adenylate cyclase activity; guanylate cyclase activity. Gene Ontology annotation, cellular component: plasma membrane. Lineage: Eukaryota; Metazoa; Hemichordata; Enteropneusta; Harrimaniidae. The record is from RefSeq and is a predicted model, not a curated record. Gene Ontology annotation, biological process: receptor guanylyl cyclase signaling pathway; intracellular signal transduction; cGMP biosynthetic process.